Messenger RNA from Notolabrus celidotus (New Zealand spotty), 1937 nucleotides. Its product is annotated as zona pellucida-like domain-containing protein 1. Gene Ontology annotation, cellular component: cell surface. The record is from RefSeq and is a predicted model, not a curated record. Bases 333 to 1580 code for a protein of 415 amino acids. The transcript is spliced from 12 exons. NCBI's taxonomy places the organism in Eukaryota, Metazoa, Chordata, Actinopteri, Labriformes, Labridae.
CCUAGUCUUUGUUGGAAGGUGAAGGGAGCACACGGUUCUUACCAUACCAAUGCAUGCAAGCUGAAUCAACAAAACUGGACAAUGUACGUCAAAUUAUUUUCGCCACAAAAAAUGGGAACAUAUCCAAAAUAGAAAAUCUGGUUUUGGACAUCGAUUUACAUCACCUCCCCAAGUGCCUGGAAAAGGAAAGGCCAAGGACAGUCAAUCAUAUAGUUUGAUCUUUCUGUUAACAUGGACGAGGCAAGCUCUAAGAAAACAUCUGCAUUGAAUGAAAUCAUGGACUUUUAAAAGCAGCAGAAUGAGAUUUUCUGUCAGGAAAACCUGACCUACACAUGUGCAGGACAAGAUCAACAAAGAGGUCCACACUCAGAACAAUGAGACUAGUCAUCCUUCUAUGCCUGCUUGUCCUCAUUGUGAGGACUGAGGCCCAGAUACCAGACCCUUGCAUUACUAGCGAUACAAACAGAGCUCCAGAAAACUCUGACAUCUUUGUAACCUGCGGCAGCGACCAUAUGGACCUGGCCAUCUACAUUUGUCCCAUGUACCAAGCUCUUUACAACGAGUCUCUGAUGGCCCUCAAUAGUCAGUAUGACACACCUGAGUGUUAUGGCACUGCUGACUGGACUGUCGAUCCACCAGUCUUGAGAUUCAGUUUCCCUUUAAAUACAAGUGCUGUCUCAUCCUGCGGCAAUAACAUGAAGAUAACCAACGAAUUAGGGACGGGAGCGUUUGCCGACUUCUCAAAUGUCCAGUUUGCCAACAUCUCUGGCAUAGUUACCUCUAGAGACCCCUCCCUGGGCAUGAUCACCUAUCGCCCUCAGAUCCUUUACAAGUUCUCUUGCCUCUACCCAAUGCAGUAUCUCCUGAACAACACUCAACUGGCUGUAUCAGGUGUGAAUCUUGCCAUAAAUGACAACAAUGGCAGCUUCAUUAGCACACUCGGUAUGAAACUCUUUGAGGAUGAGAAUCAACAAACGCCUCUUUCUGUCCCGGCAUCAGGAUUAAACCUAAAGACCAAGAUUUAUGUUUCUGUUAAAGCUACAAAUCUCACCGAAAGGUUCAAUGUGCUGCUGGACAGAUGCUACGCAACAACAAUUCCAUUUCCCAUGUCCAACCGUUCCUAUGACCUUUUUGUAGGGUGUAAUCGUGAUGAACAAACUCAGGUGAUACUUAAUGGUGUGUCUCAGAUCGCAUCCUUCUCCUUUGAGGCCUUCAGAUUUGUGGAGCACAGAAAUCUGACAGUUUCCACUUUCUACGUGCACUGUGUCACAAGACUCUGUGACGUGUCCUCCUGUGUCGCCUUAAAGCCUGACUGUUCACAGUCUGGAAAAAGGAGGAAGAGAGAGGCCGAGGAUGUGUCGGAUUCUACUACAGUCUCUUCAACGGCUAUUCGAGUGGGCAAGAUUAGCAAUGGAGAUGCUCAGACUUUCUCGGCUUCUUAUGGUACUUCACCAGAGAGCGGCUACAGCAGCCCUGUGGUUGCUGUAAUUGUUUGCAUCGUCAUCCUGUCUAUUCUCUUUGUUGCCAUGGCUGCCUACUUUAUGUUUUACAUCAGAAGAAGAAAACCAAUUAUUCAGUAACAACCCCUGACUGAAAGUGAAGUCCCUUUACCUGUCUUCACGUUUUCUCCUCCAUCAUCACCCAAGCAUGGCUGUUAUGUGUGCUGCAAUAGUUAAACAGAAGACUGUUAAACAUUUUCAUUUCUCAAACAUAGAACAACCAUUGUCAUCAAUUCUAUACGCUGAGGAUCAUAUAACCACUUCAAUGCACAUAGUUUAUCAAUGUGGAUAUGGGGGCACACAAUCUGUACAAUGCUUGUGUAAUUUUGUCAGUCAUAUUGAGGUAUUUAAUAUGUGGUAUAAUCUCAAAGAAAUUAAGAACUUGAAAACGUUGUAUUUAGAAAUAUGAAAAAGUACUCAUGCCUUAUUCUUUAAUAA